Photinus pyralis (common eastern firefly) is the source of this 2177-nucleotide messenger RNA. Its product is annotated as post-GPI attachment to proteins factor 2-like. The coding region runs from base 273 to 1088 and encodes 271 amino acids. The record is from RefSeq and is a predicted model, not a curated record. Gene Ontology annotation, biological process: GPI anchor biosynthetic process. Gene Ontology annotation, cellular component: endoplasmic reticulum membrane; Golgi membrane. The transcript has 6 exons. Lineage: Eukaryota; Metazoa; Arthropoda; Insecta; Coleoptera; Lampyridae.
AAAAUGGUGCAUUGUAUUGGCGCCAUGUUUAAAAAUCAAGGGCAAUGGCGUUCAGUAAUAUUUUUUACUGCUAUUUAUGAUGUACCGCAUCAUUGCUGAAUGUAAAUAUUUUAUGCACUGAUUUUUUUAUACCAAAUUGAUGCUAUACUAACAAAACUGAUGACUUCCGAUUACAAAUAGUAAUCAUAAGUUUAACAUUUUACCAUCCCUUAAUAUAGAAGGGGUAAUAUCGCUUCCAAGAAACAAUUCCUAAAAAAUAUUGAUGUAUAAAUAUGCACACAAUGGGACUGCAAGGACCAAAAAGCAAUUCAGUUUUAGAACAAUCAGUCGUACACUUUAUGUUAAGUUUUAAACGUCUCUGUAUAAUUACAAUGGCAUGCCCAGUUGUCGCUAUACUGAUUUGUUUGUUAACCGCUAUUAUAUUCCAAGCAGAGGAUGUUCACGAAACUCACUGCCGUGUUUAUAAUGUAAUACCAUCUAUUAGUGCCAUUACAGGUGUUAGCCCUCAGAGGUAUCUUUGGAGAAUAAGCGUUGCACUACACAUUGGUCCUCGGUUCAUAAUUGCAGCAGUGUAUAGAGCAUAUCAUGAAAAUAUUAUUAAUCCAACUGCAAACUUAGAUGUACAACUUACUGCACGGAAAUGGCUGUCGAUAGCAUUUUGGUUGGAAAUUAUUGAAAUAGCAUCUUUAUGUGGUGUUACCUAUAUUUCUAAUAAGGAAAAUUACCCAAUUCAUGAAAAGUUAUUUAUUACCUUCAUGAUAAGCAGCCUCACGCAUAUGUUAGCAAGUAUAACAGCAACAAAGAAGGUUGCAGAAACUAGAAAUGAAUUGAGGCAUUUUCAAAAAACUCUCACAAUUAAACUGACAUUAUUUAUUGUAUCCGUAAUAAGUACAGUGGGUUUGGUAGGUUUCUUCUUGGAACACAGAUAUUUAUGUCACGAUAUGGCAUUCAGCUGGUUCGCCUUUUGUGAAUAUGUAGUGGCUUCGGCAAAUAUGGCGUUUCACAUCACUGUUAUAUUUGAUUUUCCUACAGAGUACUUGGUAGUAGCGAGAGGUUUGAAGGAUAAAAAUAAAGUCGCUACCGAUUAGGAAACGUUUUAACAUUAUGAUAGUUACUAGUCACAUUUAUUAGGACUGAUUAAUAAUAAUUUUUGGAAUCUCCAAAAUUAUUCUAGUAAUUUAACGAUUAUUUAUUUUAAUUUUAAUGUACGAGAUUAUUACUGCAAUUAUUAAACCUGAUCUUGGGAUUGUGAUAGUUAUAUUUCCUAUAUUUAUUUAUUUUACAUUGUAGGAUUUAGUUUUCCGAUACCUACUGAUAAAGUAGUCUUAGGCAGCUUUCUGUAGAGUAUAAGCGAAUACAUUUUGUAGUACGUACAUUGUAAGUUUUCAUUGUCUUAUCGUUACCAUUGUUGAAGUGUGAUUAUAAACAUUGAUAACACUGUGAUUUUAUAUGAAAACUGAAUGUAACAUGACAAACUCAUGAAUCUCAUAAAAUAUGUUUUUCGCAUUUAGAGAAAGUUCCAUUUUAUAAAUUUUAAACAACUCAAUUUGUAUUAAAAGUUAGGUGUAUAUAGUAUAUUGAUCUUUUCUUAUACGUUUAUGUAAUAAUGUAUAAUCUUCCAAAUCAAUAACUUAUGUAGUGGUAGACAAAAAAAACGCAUCCAUUAACAAUAUGCAACAUUUCGUUGCACUUCUGGUUGUGCUGUUUGUAAAGUUUGUGCCUUUUUUGUUUUCAAUUAUAUGGUUACAGAGAAAUAUACUUAUAGCUACUUCUUCAAAUUAUAAUGAAACUUACAUUUGAAUAGCUGCAAUAAAUGCUUUAUUAAACGAACAGGUACAUAUGACUACUGUACUGUAACGACAUUACAUAAAAAGUAUUGACAUAAUUUAAUAUGUAAUAAACCUGGUUAAGUAAUUUAUUUUUCCAAGUUUUAUGAACGCCUUAUUAUAAUGAACUACAUAUGUGAAGAACAUUCAAAUCUUUUAUUUACUUAAUCACGCAACUGCUCAGAGAUAUGCCUUGUUUUAAGUAAUCUUAGGAUAUGUAAUUGCUUUAACUCAUGUAUUUUAAUUAGAUUGUAACUGACGUUUUUUUUUGUAUAAUGCACGAUAUACGUACUCUUCUUUAUGUUGUACUCAAGCAUUGUAUUUCAUGAGACAUUAUAAAUUUUUACAGAG